CCCCGCCUUCCGCGCGGAGCCCGUGCAGCCCCUGCUUAAGAGACCCCGCACUGGGGCGCUCUGGCUGAGUAGAGCCGCGGCCGCCAUAGUGACUGGCCGGACUUGUCGCUGCUGAAGGGCUAACCGGCUGAAGAAGGAGACGUCGCCAUCGUCGAUUUUGGAGCCCGAGAUUUCUGGCGUUCCCGGCUCCGGGAAGCGGAAGAGGAAGAGGAGGAAGGUGGCCGCGGCGGCCGGGGGCCCGCACAGCGUCCCUGUGCUGGCUCGGGGCUGGGGUGAGGCGAGGCCCCGGGCCUAGUGCGGCCUAGUCCCAGCUUUGUCUGUGAGGAGGCGGCGGCGGUCUCCGCGGCCAAGGGGAAGGAGCCGGAGGCGGCGGCGGCGACCCCCGUCAGGGAGCCCUCUCUGUCCCGCCUCCCCUAGGUUUGCGGGGUGCUCGUGUCUCCUCCCAGCGGGACUCCGUGUACGGGGAGGAGGAGGAGGGGGGAAGGGGGCCGGGGCGGGGGCCCGGGCCCGGGAGCUGACGCCGAUCGGGAAGAAAGCUGCAGUCGCCGGGAGCCGAGCUCGGCCAGGCGGCCGCCCCAGGAGGAGACAGACAGACAGGCAGGCAAACAGGAGGCCUGUGGCCUUGGCGGACUCUGCCCCGUCCUCCCCUCCUCCCGGGGCCUGGGGUCGCCCUCGUUGCCGGAAAGAGACAGAGGGGAGGUGGCGGCGCGAUGGACCCCUGAUCCCUCUGGGGGGACUCGAACUGUUUUUCCCUGGACUGCUGCUGAUUGCGCCGCCCGCUUGCCUGUCUCCUGCAAUCCCUUAGCAUGAGCGAGGGGGGCCCCGCUGGGUGACAUUGUACGGCUUAUACCCGUUGGAUCCCUACCUUUUCCUUACCCUCUUCUCCGUACCCAGGCCCUACCUCCAAAUUCCCUUCCCCCAUACCCUCCCUCUCCCAUCUACCCAUGAAGUGAUUUGAGUAUUGGGGGGGGUUCUUGGUUCAGAACCCCAUUCGUGGGGUCGGGGGGGGGGGGAGCAAUAAGGCCUAAGGUUCCCUCAGUUUCUGAGUGUUUUUGUGUGUGUACAUAUCUCUUAAGUUUAUAAAUAUACAUAUAAUUCAGAGUGUCACGUCUCAUCGCUGAGCCUUAGGGAACUUUUGGCACCAUGUCCUGUGUGCAUUAUAAAUUUUCCUCCAAACUCAACUAUGAUACCGUUACCUUUGAUGGACUCCACAUCUCCCUGUGUGAUUUGAAGAAGCAAAUCAUGGGGAGAGAGAAACUCAAGGCUGCUGACUGCGAUCUACAGAUCACCAAUGCACAAACGAAAGAAGAAUACACAGAUGAUAAUGCCCUGAUUCCCAAGAAUUCAUCGGUUAUUGUAAGAAGAAUUCCUAUUGGAGGUGUUAAAUCUACGAGCAAGACAUAUGUUAUGACUUCCAAAUCGCGCACAAUCCUAGAAACUCCUUUCAGAAGUCGAACUGAACCAGUGAGUGGAACCUCAAAAGCAAACCUAUCUAAUUCAUUGAGAAGACAGUUUGAUAUGCCUAGUAAUGUUCAAUGGGAGGCUAAAAUGGAAACUAAAAUGAAGAUUGAUGACUCUUCUGCGUCUAUUUCUCUGGCCCAGCUUACAAAGACUGCCAAUCUGGCUGAAGCCAAUGCUUCUGAAGAAGAUAAAAUUAAAGCAAUGAUGUCACAGUCUGGCCACGAAUAUGAUCCAAUCAAUUACAUGAAGAAACCUCUGGGUCCACCUCCACCAUCUUAUACCUGUUUCCGGUGUGGUAAACCUGGCCAUUACAUAAAGAAUUGCCCAACAAAUGGGGACAAAAACUUUGAAUCAGUUCCCAGAAUUAAAAAGAGUACUGGAAUUCCUAGAAGUUUUAUGAUGGAGGUGAAAGAUCCUAAUAUGAAAGGUGCCAUGCUUACCAACACUGGAAAAUAUGCAAUACCAACUAUAGAUGCUGGGAGACUCCUCUUUCACAAAUUGGGAACAAUGGGGCAUAAGCAAAUUGAUACUUAUUUCUGGAAUCGUGGUGAUGUCUAUGGAGCAGCUGCAACACAAAUAACACACCUAAGAGAGGCAUAUGCCAUAGGGAAGAAAGAAAAACCACCUUUCCUACCAGAGGAACCAUCCUCUUCAUCAGAAGAGGAUGACCCUAUUCCAGAUGAAUUGUUAUGUCUAAUCUGCAAAGAUAUAAUGACUGAUGCAGUUGUCAUACCUUGCUGUGGAAACAGUUAUUGUGAUGAAUGUAUAAGAACAGCAUUGCUAGAAUCAGAUGAACAUACAUGUCCAACUUGUCAUCAGAAUGAUGUAUCUCCUGAUGCUUUAAUUGCCAACAAAUUUUUGCGCCAGGCUGUUAAUAACUUCAAAAAUGAAACUGGUUAUACUAAAAGGCUUCGGAAGCAAAUACCUCCACCCCCACCUCCAAUUCCACCUCCAAGACCACUGAUUCAGCGGAACCUACAACCACUGAUGAGACCUCCAAUUUCAAGACAACAGGACCCUUUGAUGAUUCCAGUGACAUCUGCAUCUACUCAUGCUGCUACUUCUAUAUCAUCAUCCAUGACUCCUAAUCAGUCUUCCCUAUCCUCUGCUGUACCUAUAAAUCAACCUACUACUCCAGCACCAGUUCCUGAUAUAACUGCCACAGUGUCCAUAUCUGUCCAUUCAGAAAAACCAGAUGGGCCUUUCCGUGAUCCUGAUAAUAAAAUUAUACCUGCUGCAGCUUUGGUAUCAGAUCAUCCUAAAGCUUCUUCAUCAAUAGCAAUUAGUGCACUAAUGGAAGAAAAGGGCUAUCAGGUACCUGUACUUGGAACCCCUUCUUUGCUUGGGCAGUCCCUUUUGCAUGGACAGUUGAUACCUACAACUGGUCCAGUAAGAAUAAAUGCUGCUCGUUCUGCUGGUGGUAGACCUGGUUGGGAACCAAGCAUAAAUCGAGGACGACAUCAUGGUGAACGCUCACAGAGAACUCAAGGCCCAUCACUACCAGCGACACCAGUCUUUGUACCUGUGCCACCACCUCCUUUGUAUCCACCACCUCCCCACACACUUCCUCUCCCUCCAGGUGUUCCACCACCUCAGUUCCCUCCUCAAUUUCCACCUGGGCAACCACCACCUGCUGGCUACAGUGUCCCUCCUCCAGGUUUCCCUCCAGCACCUACAAAUUUAUCAACACCUUGGGUAUCAACAGCAGUACAAACAGCUCAUUCAAAUACUAUCCCAACAACACAAGCUCCACCCUUAUCCAGGGAAGAGUUCUACAGAGAGCAAAGACGACUAAAAGAGGAGGAAAAGAAAAAGUCCAAACUAGAUGAGUUUACAAAUGAUUUUGCUAAGGAAUUGAUGGAAUACAAAAAGAUUCAAAAGGAGCGUAGGCGCUCAUUUUCAAGGUCUAAAUCACCAUAUAGUGGCUCCUCCUAUUCAAGAAGUUCAUAUACCUAUUCUAAAUCAAGAUCUGGUUCCUCACGUUCCCGUUCCUAUUCUCGAUCCUUUAGUCGUUCACACUCUCGUUCUUAUUCACGAUCCCCUCCAUAUCCCCGAAGAGGCAGAGGGAAAAGUCGAAAUUAUCGUUCAAGAUCCAGAUCUCAUGGAUAUCACCGCUCCAGAUCUAGGUCACCCCCAUAUCGACGAUAUCAUUCACGAUCAAGAUCACCUCCAGUUUUUAGGGGACAAUCUCCUAAUAAACGAAAUGUACCUCAAGGAGAAACAGAACGUGAAUAUUUUAAUAGAUACCGAGAAGUCCCACCACCUUAUGAUAUAAAAGCUUACUAUGGUAGGAAUGUUGACUUUAGAGACCCAUUUGAAAAAGAACGUUACAGAGAAUGGGAAAGAAAUUACAGAGAGUGGUAUGAAAAAUAUUACAAGGGUUAUGCUGCUGGAGCACAACCUAGACCUCCAGCAAAUAGGGAGAACUUUUCUCCAGAGAGAUUUGGACCACUGGGCAACAGAAGAGAGAAUUCUCCCUUUGCUCGAGGUCGCAGAGAAGAUUAUUCUGGUGUACAAGGUCACCGCAGUCGCAACAUAGGUAGCAAUUACCCAGAAAAGCUUUCAGCAAGAGAUGGUCACACCAUGAAGGAUAGUGCCAAGUCAAAAGAGAAGGAGAGUGAAAAUCCACCAGGAGAUGGAAAGGGAAACAAACAUAAGAAACACCGAAAGAGAAGAAAGGGAGAAGAAAAUGAAGGAUUUCCUAACACAGAGUUGCUAGAGAGUUCUAGAAAACAAAGAGAACCUGUAGGUGGGGAAGAUAUUAAAACAGACUCCUUGUUCAUUCUCCCCAGUAGAGAUGAUGCCACCCCUGUUAGAGAUGAACCAAUGGAGGCAGAGUCAAUAACUUUUAAACCUUUAUCAGAAAAGGAGAAGAAAGAAAAAGACAAACCAAAAGCAAAAGGCGACAAGACUAAACGUAAAAAUGAAGGGACUACUGGUUCAAAAAAAGAGAGCACUGCAAAACCUGUUAAAGCAUCCCAGGAGAAAACAGAUCUAGAACGUGAAAAAUCUCCAAGAUCUGAACCACCAUCCAAAAAAGCCAAAGAGGAGGUGCCAAAGACAGAAAGUACUAAAUCCUCCUCCCAGAAAGAUGAAAAGACCAUUAGUACACCCAGAAAAACUCACCCUAAGGUGACGAAAGAACAUCAAGAAACAAAAUCCAUCAAGGAGGAAAAGGUUAAAAAAGAAUAUUCAAAAGAUGCCAAACAAGAAAAGCUAGCUAACAAGGAGGAAAAGUCAAAAAAGACUAAUGAGAAAAGUAAGCCAGCUGAUGCCAAGCCAGAAAAAAGAAAAAGAAAAGCUGAAGAAAAGGGUGUUGAUAAAGAACAUGAGAUUUUGUCGUUGAAAAGCUCUAAACCAGAAGUUGCUGAAAUGAUGAAGCCAUCACCAAAGCGGAAAAUUGAGCCAGAUGCUGAGAAAACAGAUAGGACACCAGAAAAAGACAAAGCUGUGUUAACUGCCCCAGCCAAAAAAAUUAAGCUCAACAGAGAAACAGGAAAAAAAAUUGGAAGUGGAGAAAACCUGCCCAAUGCAAAAGAACUCACUGAAAAAUUGGAGCCAACAUCCAGUAAAAUCAAACAAGAAAAAGUUAAAGGAAAAGUAAGAAGAAAAGUAACAGCCACUGAAGGAUCUAGCUCAACUCUUGUGGAUUAUACCAGUACCAGCUCUACUGGAGGUAGCCCUGUAAGGAAGUGUGAAGAAAAAACAGACACAAAACGAACUGUCAUUAAGACCAUGGAAGAAUAUAAUAAUGAUAAUACAGCUCCCGCUGAAGAUGUUAUUAUUAUGAUUCAGGUUCCUCAAUCAAAGUGGGACAAAGAUGACUUUGAAUCUGAAGAGGAAGACAUUAAAUCUACACAAGCUUUGUCAAGUGUAGGAAAGCCUGCUAGUGUUAUAAAAAAUGUUAGCACUAAGCCAUCAAAUCCUGUUAAACUUAUUGAAAAAGAAAGCGAGCCAUCAGAGAAAAUUCAGAAACCCACAAAAGAAGUAAGCCACGAAGGUGUACAGCAUGAGGCCAAAAGUUCCAAAACUUGUUCAUCCAGUGAUAAAGGAAAAACCAAAGAUCGGGAUCAUUCUGUGUCAGAUAAGGAAAACUCUGAAAAAAGGAAAAGCAGCAUUCAGACAGAAAAAGAUACUACUGUAGAUCGUAUAAGUGAACAAGGAAACUUUAAAAGUCUUUCUCAAUCUUCCAAAGACAGUAGAACUUCAGAUAAACAUGAUUCUGGGCGUGGUUCCUCAAGUAAAGACUUUACACCUAAUAGAGACAAAAAAAUAGACUAUGAUAACAGAGAUCACUCUGGUUCCAAACGGAGAGAUGAAAGGAGUGACUUAACAAGAAGAAAAGAUUCUCCUUCUCGAACUAAAUUAGAAUCUUCAUUGGGUCAGAAAAAUAAACUGAAGGAUGAGAGGACAGAUUUACCUAAAAAGGGAGUUGGAGAGUCAAAAAGAGGCAACUCUAGUCCUUCAAAGGAUAGGAGACCAUAUGAUCAUAAAGCUGCUCAUGAUUCCAAACGUUCAAAUGAUGACAAUAAGUCUGUGGACAAAAAUCCAGUUAAAGAAAGAGAAAAGCAUAUAUCAGAAACAAAGAACAAUAAAGAGAAAGAGUUAAGUGGAAAUAAAUUAUUUUGUAAGCAUAGCUCACCAGAUACACAAAUUGAAAAAGAGCAUGUUACUACAGGGCAAAAUGAUAAGACUGUUGUCAAACCUAAGCCCCAGUUAAGUCAUUCCUCUCGACUUUCUUCAGACUUAACAAGAGAAACUGAUGAGGCUGCUUUUGUACCAGACUAUAAUGAAAGUGACAGUGAGAGUAAUGUGUCUGCAAAAGAGGAAGAAACUUUGGGGAAAAAUCCUAAGGAACUGAAAGAAAAGGUGGCAGAGAAAGCUAAAGAGACCCUGGAGACAACAGUAGUUGGCCAAAUAGGUAUAAGAAGUCAGAGUCAAAGUAGUCCUAGUGUUAGCCGAAGUCGCAGUCAUAGCCCUUCUGGAAGCCAAACACGAAGCCACAGCAGCAGUGCUAGCUCAGCAGAAAGUCAGGAUAGCAAGAAGAAGAAAAAGAAAAAGGAAAAAAAGAAGCACAAGAAACAUAAAAAACAUAAGAAACAUAAGAAACACACAGGCACUGAGUUAGAAUUGGAAAAGAGCCAAAAACACAAGCAUAAGAAGAAAAAAUCCAAGAAAAGCAAAGAUAAAGAAAAGGAGAAGGAAAAGGAUGACCAAAAAGUUAAAUCUGUCACUGUAUAAAAAAUGACAGAUUAAAAAAUUGACUUAAUUACUAAGUCAUCUGUAUUAAAUUUUGUUAUAAUGUAAACAGAUUCAAGCUUUGUAAAUAAUGACAUGGAAGACCCUGUGCUGCACUUAAAAUAUUGCUGCUUGAUUAUUUGAUUUUUACAUCAGAGCUUUAUAACACGAACUUUUUGUACAGAAUUGUGAGUUGUGACCAUGUAACAUGAGAGGUUUUGCCUGGGGCAUCUUAUUUUUAACCACCAUUAAUUAGUUUGGGUGGAGUUUACUGUACUGUGAAAUUUUCACAUUUGGAUUUUUUUUAAUUGCCUGGCAGAAAAAGCUGGUAUCCGUUCUAAAAUAUCAGCAGAAUGAUUUGCAGAAUUCAUUACAGCCCUGUUAUGUCACUUUUUGAUUACAAUAAAAGUUUUCAGUAAACUUUUCAA
Molecule: messenger RNA, 7127 nt
Organism: Monodelphis domestica (gray short-tailed opossum)
Lineage: Eukaryota; Metazoa; Chordata; Mammalia; Didelphimorphia; Didelphidae
Gene: RBBP6
Product: RB binding protein 6, ubiquitin ligase
Biological process (GO): ubiquitin-dependent protein catabolic process; protein ubiquitination; mRNA processing
Cellular component (GO): nucleus
Molecular function (GO): ubiquitin protein ligase activity; nucleic acid binding; zinc ion binding
Source: RefSeq, a predicted model, not a curated record